AUGGCCACAUCGUCUAAAGAAGAGACUCGCGACAGUUUCACCGAGAAACUGAUCAACCACGUUAAUUCAGGUUUUAUUAGUGUAGGUAUAGCCAUCGGUUCCACUACGGGUUUGAUUGAAACGAUGUCGAACAUGAAGGAACCUAAAACAUCCGAAGAGAUUGCUACUACCACUGGCUUGAAAGAACGGUAUGUCAGAGAAUGGCUUGCUCUAAUGACAACAGGGAAAAUAGUAGAGUUGAAUGAAGAUAAUGAUACUUUCUAUUUACCGGAGCACCGUGCCGAAGCACUACGAGUCAAAGAAGGUGAAAUAAGCAUGGGAAUGAUGGCGCAAGCGUUACCACUACUUUGUGGCCCUUAUGAGGAAUUGGUUAGCUGCUUCAAGAAAGAUGGCCCGGGAGGUGUACCAUAUUCAAGUUUUUCCGGGUUCUGUACCUAUGCAGAUGAGCUAUCUCGCACCAGAUUUUUAAAACUACCAAGGUUUUUCAAUGAAACUGAGAAAGUGAAAUGUUUAUUGGAUUCUGGAGCUAAAGUUGUUGACAUUGGGUGCGGAAGUGGUAUUGUAUUAAACAGACUAGGACCUCAGUUUCCAAAGAGUGAGUUUCAUGGAGUGGACUUCUCAUCUGAGGCCGUGACAAAAGCGCGUGAUGAUGCGGAAAAGAUGGGCGCAACGAAUGUAUUAUUUCACGAAUAUGAUGCUGCCAAACUUCCCGCCGAUUGGUUGAAUUCGUUCGAUUACGUAAUCGCUAUGGAAUCAAUUCAUGACCAAGCAUACCCAGAUGUUGUGCUUAACGAGAUAUCUCGUAUCCUGAAACCGGAAGGUUACUUUUCCAUGGUGGAUGUGUUGGCGUCUUCUAAACUUGCUGAUAACAUAUCGAAUCCUGUAUCACCUAUGUUCUAUGCAUGGAGCCUAAUGCAUUGUAUGACUGUGUCGUUGCAUUUCAAGAAUGGUGCGGGUUUGGGGGCAAUGUGGGGCAAGCAAACGGCUAUGAAGAUGUUAACAUCAGCUGGUCUGGAGUACGUGUUAGUGGAAGAGUCUCCAGGCGAUCCAGAAUAUUACCAUUACUUAUACAAAAAAUCAGCAUCAAAUUAA
Saccoglossus kowalevskii is the source of this 1092-nucleotide messenger RNA. RefSeq lists its product as uncharacterized. The record is from RefSeq and is a predicted model, not a curated record. NCBI's taxonomy places the organism in Eukaryota, Metazoa, Hemichordata, Enteropneusta, Harrimaniidae.